UUAUAUUAACGUUUAACUAAACUGCUACUAAGUACAGUAACGUUACACAUUGUGUUUUCCCCAAGUGUCUUGUAUAAGGGGGUGUAUUCGUUUGGUCGAUUGGUCUGUUGGACUCUGCAGCUGCAAGAGUAGCUCGUUUGCAGUAUGGAGAUAUCAGGUCUGUCUUUUGAGAAUUUCGAAACUACACAAUUCCACAGCUGAACUUCCAUUACAACAUCUGUAGAUUGUCAACAUGAACCAAAGCGUACAAGGCUCUACCCUGCACCAUACAUAAAGGACUUGACCAUGGAGCCCCGAAGCAGUGCCCAGGAUGUGGUGCGUUGUGAUGUGUGUGAUACUCCUGUCCCCCCACUACACUGUGACUUCUGUCAGACCAAUCUCUGCAAAGCUUGUGUUGGGGAACAUAUGCUGGAUUUUUCCAAAAAACAUCAGGUGGUUCCGUUCCAAGACAGAGGAUCCACUCCAAAUUAUCCCUAUUGCUCAGAACAUGUCAAAGAGCAGUGUAAACAUUAUUGUGAACAAUGUGACAUUUCUCUCUGUGUUUAUUGUAUAACAAAUGGAAAUCAUCAAAAUCAUAACUUAAUUGACAUUUUCAGCAUCAUGGAAAGAAAAAAAAAAGAAUUACAAGAAGAUAUAAAAGAAUUCGAAAAAUCCCUCUCUCCUAAAUAUCAAGAGAUUGUAAACACCAUCACAGUUCAGAAAACUGAACUAAAUAAAAACUCCCAGAAAUUGACAACAGCAAUAGACAAACAUGGAGAAGUCUGGCACAGAGAAAUAGACACCAUUAUACAGAAACUGAAAUCUGAUCUUGAUGAAAUGGACACCAAACACCUGGCUGUCUUAAACAAACAGGAAGAUGAAAUCACACACACCAUUUCUGAAAUCACACAGAGCAUUGCAGAUCUGAAGAAGUUACUGGACUCCAAUGAUGUCAGUCGUGUCUCUGCCUACAAAUCCAGGAUUGCUGAAUUCAGAAGAUUGCCUCCUAAACUCACAGUUUCUCUACCAAACUUCACCCCUCAGAAAAUUAACCCAGAACAACUUUACCAACAAUUUGGUUCCCUGUCAGCAUUCUCCAUUACAACAGAGGAACAUGGCUACACCAUGGAAACCUCAGAAGCUGGAUCCUCUCCUCUCAAACCACUGCUUGAUGAGCCACGGAUCAUCUCCACCAUACAGACACAGUAUGAAGGCCUUUUUAAUUAUCUAACCAGUGUAACUUGUCACAGUGAUGAAGAAAUCUGGACGUGUAGUUAUAAUAAUAAGAUGAUGAGUCUCUACAACCUGCAGGGGGAACUAGUGAAGUCAGUCCAAACCAAGUCAGGGAACGGUCCACAGGACAUAGCAGUGACAAGGAGUGGGGAUCUAGUUUAUACUGAUACAUAUGAUAGAACUGUGAACAUAGUGAAGAAUACACAGAUACAGACAGUGAUCAGACUACAGGGGUGGAUACCUCGCGGUGUCUGUAGUACCUCCUCUGGUGACCUCCUGGUUGUCAUGAACAGUGAUGAUAAACAAACAAAAGUUGUGUGUUACUCUGGCUCCACAGAGAAACAAAGUAUUCAGUACGAUGACAAAGGACAACCUCUCUAUUCACCUGGUGGAUAUAAGAGCAUUAAAUACAUCAGUGAGAACAGGAACCUAGAUAUCUGUGUGUCAGACAAUGACGCCCAUGCAGUAGUGGUGGUCAAUCAGGCCGGGAAACUCCGGUUUACCUACACUGGUCCUCCCUCUACUACCAAGGGACCAUUCUAUCCACGCGGCAUCACAACAGACAGCCAGGGUCGGAUCCUGACAGCAGACAUCAACAACCACCGUAUCCACAUCCUGGAUCAGGACGGACAGUUCCUCCGCUACAUUGACAACUGUCAUUUACGGUAUCCAUGGGGUUUAUGUGUGGACACCAGAGACAACCUCUUUGUGGCUGAGUACGGCACAGGUAAAGUGAAGAAAAUACAAUAUCUGAUGUAAACAAUAUGUGUGUGUAUUUUAUUUAAACAUUGUUUAUGUAUUAUAUGUAAACAAACUGUGUGUGUAUUAUAUGUAAACAAACUCUGUGUGUAUUAUAUGUUAACAAACUGUGAAUGUAUUAUAUGUAAACAAACUCUGUGUGUAUUAUAUGUUAACAAACUGUGUGUGUGUAUUAUAUGUUAACAAAGUGAGUAUAUAUAUGAUGUGCAAACUGUGUGUAAUAUGUAUUAUACACAAACAGUGUAUGUGUAGUUAUAUAUCUAAACCUGGUAAAUUAAGUGUGUGUAUAUUUUAUACAUAAACAAACUGUGUAUAUAUAUAUAUUUUUUUUAUGUAAUUAAUGUAAACAAAAUGUGUACAUGACAUGUAAGAUAUGUUUUUAUUAUUAUUUCUUAUGCAAAAAGUUGACAUUGUAGUCCUAUUCAUAAGGAAAUAUAUAUGUUUACGUGCUAGCUAUAUUGUUAUCACCUCUCAAACAGGUGUACCCCCUUGUGAAAAUAAUUGACAAUGAUGACAUUUACCAGACGUCCAAUUUUUUCUAAAAAUAAUUUUCAAUUUUGGAAAUUUAAAACUAGAUAUACAAAAACAGAGUUUAAACAUUUAUUUGAACCAUAUCACAUCAAUAUUUUUGCGCAUAUUGUUGAAGUAAGUAUUAUUUAUGAGCCUGAUUUAUCAAAAUAGAAUACUGGUACAAAAAAUGUGAUGAUUGUAUCGUGUUUGGUCGUUUGUUAGAAAUUUAUGGACUCAACCUAAAUUCAUUGCGUUUAUUCUAUAGAAUGGCACCUUAUUGAAAUGAUUUGGUAAAAUUAAUCAUAUGUUGACAGAUUAAUUUUCAUGCUAUAAGCUCUAAACCAAGUAGACCCUUAAGAAAAAUUCUGUAAAAAUGACAUUUUGCUACAGUUUUCUGCUUAGGUUUGUCAACUACAAUGUCAGAUAUCCUUAAUUUUUUUAAUUUUUGAACAUGAAUUUAUGAUUUUUUUAACACAAAUUAGCUUCUGUCUCUAAAUUUUAACCAAUUUUAUUAGAAGAAGAAAGAAUAAUGGGGGGGGGGGGGCAUCAAAACAAAGAAGAUAUAAGCAUAUUUAAGAUCUCGGUUAUUAAGAAUUUUUGUUUUUCCUUUUACUUUAACAGAAUCGAGUUUCAUAGCAUUAAUGAUUUCUAUCUCUCAUACAAUACAUAUAUUACAGUUUCAAUUGCUUAUUAUUGCCAUUGUUUACAAGAGCAAUGUAGAGCAAAAUCAAUACCAGAUAUCUAAAACUCUAUGUAAAAGUCGAAACAAUAUUGUAAAAUCCGUAUUGUGAUGUAGUGUGAUACUCGGACUACUUUAAGAGUAUACAAUCUACCCCUGGUUUUCCUUGUAUUGAACAUGUCAACAAACAAACUGAUGAGGACGUAGAUGGUCUGUACUGUACUGUUCUGUUGAAAACAAACAGAACGGUGCCACUAUUUUUGAUGCAUUGUUUGAUUUCUGUAAAUAGGCGGAGGAAAGUAGUGACAAAAUCAAAUUGGAUUAGUAUAAGUUCAUUCACCUGAAAAUGAUAUACUGGAGAACUGGUGAGAUGUAUAUGAUGUAUAUUAUAUAUCGUCAUGAUCAAUAGUCAGAAUGUAUACUAUUAAUGUAUAUCUAUUAAAAUGAAAGACCGUGCUUCCUUUAUUUUGGUACUAAUGUGAUUAUACAUGCUUUAAUCAAUUGACCUCUGUCAAACUCUUGUAUAUCUUAUGCUUUCACUUGAUUUUUUAAAUAAUAAAUGUCAGAUUAAUAAUUGAA
This is a messenger RNA of Magallana angulata, 3739 nucleotides long. Its product is annotated as E3 ubiquitin-protein ligase TRIM71-like. The transcript is spliced from 3 exons. The record is from RefSeq and is a predicted model, not a curated record. The coding region runs from base 286 to 1971 and encodes 561 amino acids. NCBI's taxonomy places the organism in Eukaryota, Metazoa, Mollusca, Bivalvia, Ostreida, Ostreidae. Gene Ontology annotation, molecular function: protein binding; zinc ion binding.